CAUUGGGCCAAACAAUCCACAGUGAAUCGGUCACUGCAGGCUGGCAGUGAAACUCAUUCGACGCUCUCGAUGCAACGACCUUCUCAUUCUACAGUUACUAAUCAUGAGUCACCUGUACAGGGUCGCACAUUGGCGAAUCAAAGAAAUUCGAAUGAACUUGGCAAUUCUUUUUUAAAUGGAUCUUCGUUUCAUGAUGAUUUAAUACACCGAAAUCAUGUCGGUUUGUCACGACAAGAAAGUGAAUCAGUUACCACGCACCGAUCAAGUGAGUGGGAUUGGACAAGUAUGUCGGAAAACAAUUUUGCUGAGCUUUGUGUUUUUCAUGUACCUGAUAAACCGCUCGAGCACCAAGAUCCAAAUAAUCGCUCGACAACUUCGCUGCCAUUAAACUUGACACUUCGCGUUUCGCAUGAAAUUACUGAAUCACUCGGUGUAUGGAGUAUGGAUUAUAUACCACGAGGUGUACGAUUUGGUCCAUUAAUAGGCGAAUAUCAUAAACCACAUAUCACUGAAGUAACGGUAUGUCCAGCAGAAGGUGCUGCAGCUGGUGUUAAUUGCCAAAAUCAGAUGGAUGGCGAAUAUAUUCCAAAUCAAUACAAAUGGAAUCAAAUAUGGAAAAUUUUUAGCAAUAGUGGUAGUAUACUUGUGAAGAUGAUUGAUGCUAAAAAUGACAAAAAAAGUAAUUGGAUGAAAUAUGUGAAUCCGGCAAAAUCCAAGGAUUCGCAGAAUUUGGUUGCUUGCCAAAUAAAUAAUGAAAUCUACUUUUAUUCAGUCAAAGCAAUAAAGCCUAAUAGCGAAUUGCUUUAUUGGUAUAGCAGAGAUUACGCACGAAGAAUAAAUUUCCCGUCUUCUUGUGAACAAUGGUCACCUCCAGUUCAGAUAAAAAUUUCAGCAACGAGGAGUGAUAAAGUAGGUUCAGUUAAUACAAAUCGUUUUGAAGAACGAAAACAAUCAUCAUCACCGCAACAAGCGAUAGACUUCUCAAUUAAAAAAUCGCUAGAGGCCAAUGCAAAAGUAAUAUCGAAACGCCUUGGCACUACGAGCUCACCAUCGUCAGCUAGUGAUGUUACUCAGAUUCUCAGUGAUGAUUGUACUUCAAGCACGAAGUCUCUUUCUUCAACGUCGUCCCCUAGAUCACCACCUCCAGCUGAUGAACCCAUUACGAGACCAAAUGUUAUUCAAAAUCCUGUCCAUCGCCCCGUCGCCACAAAACUACCUCAAACUUCACUUCCUCAUGUAGCUUCAUCUUUGCCACAUUUGCAACCAGGUCCUAUGAAUCCUUAUAACACACUAUUGCAUGAAUUUAUUAGACGAAGUUCGGCGCUGAAUGUAGCAUCGGGUGGUAUCUGGGUGCCACCACAGCCUAAUCAUGGUGCUUCACCACAUUCUGCCCGUCCAUGUUCGCCGAAUAGACCGCCGGCAUAUUCACCUGCACCUGCAUUUGCAGCUACUGCUAGCCCACCAUUUAGUGCGACUUUUGGUGGUGCAUUAUAUUCUUCGACCACUCCGACUAAAACUUCAUUUUUUGCCUCUCAGCCUCAACCAAUAAUUCCUUUAAGUGUUCACCCACCCCCCCUGGCAACAUCUCCAACUGCAUUUCAAGCAGCAUCAAGUAAUUCAACAUCAUUCAGAGCGCAGUCAUAUCCUAUUCAGAAGUAUCUGCAGUCUCAAAUUAAUGGCAAAACGCGUUACGAAUGCAAAGAAUGCAAUAAAACUUUCGGCCAGUUGUCGAAUCUAAAAGUUCAUCUACGGACUCAUACAGGAGAAAGGCCAUUCAAAUGUAAUGUUUGUAUGAAAGAGUUCACUCAGUUGGCACAUCUACAAAAACAUCACCUUGUACAUACAGGUGAAAAACCACAUCAGUGUGAAAUAUGCCAAAAGAGAUUUAGCAGCACAUCGAAUCUGAAAACUCACCUUCGUUUGCACAACGGUCAGAAGCCUUAUUCUUGCGAUCUUUGUUCAACCAAAUUCACGCAAUUUGUACAUCUGAAACUACACAAACGACUUCACACCAACGAACGACCGUAUACUUGUUCAGGUUGUGGUAAAAAGUACAUUUCGCCAUCUGGUCUCCGCACUCACUGGAAAUCAACACCAUGCAAACCGUCAGUAGAACUUCAUUCUAAGGUGAUCGAAAGCGAUGAUGCAACGCUUAUGCGCGAAGAACAGUGUGUAACGAGCACAACACCAACACCGAUUCUUAGAUAA
Molecule: messenger RNA, 2208 nt
Organism: Dracunculus medinensis (Guinea worm)
Lineage: Eukaryota; Metazoa; Nematoda; Chromadorea; Rhabditida; Dracunculidae
Source: the annotation of a GenBank genome assembly